AUGCGUGGGCGCCUGUGCGCGCUCAACCUCGACCUCAUCGAGCACAUGAAGGCCAAGUUCCACAACCGCGAGAUUGACGCCGGCGAGGUCACAAAGUGGUUCAAGGCCAACCCGGAGCAGCUCGAGGGCACCGGCCUCACCGUCGACGACGUGUCGACCGACCACAUCUUGCCGCGCUCGGCGGGCGGUGCGCACCACGUCUUCAACUACUACAUCAUGUCCAAGUCGCACAACUCACACUUCCAGAACAACUGGACUGCUGCGAAGCGCGCGUACGUCGGCAAGCAGGGAGUCAAAAUCGCCCAGGGCUUCGCCGUGUGGUGCCGCGACAAAUCGGAUGUCCAGUAUUUCAACUUCCGGCCCGCAAACUACAUGCUCAGCGAGUGA
Molecule: messenger RNA, 387 nt
Organism: Emiliania huxleyi CCMP1516
Lineage: Eukaryota; Haptophyta; Isochrysidales; Noelaerhabdaceae
Exons: 1
Coding region: 1-387 (128 amino acids)
Source: RefSeq, a predicted model, not a curated record